AUGAUCAAGGGAAGUCCCUUGAAACUCAACAAAUUCCCCAGCCAGCACCAAAACCCAGUGGGAAAGCUUGGCAUGGGGUUUGACAGCGAAAUAAAGGUGCAGGGACCAAAGGCUGUUAAUGAAGAUGGGCUGGUUCCUCAGGAACCCAUCCCUCUCGUUGACCUCAACCUCCCUAUCCCACCAAUUCCUAUUCUCGUUGGUGAUGAUGACAAAGUUGAGCAAGUCCCUGUUCCGGUACUCGCCCAGUUGGCACAGGCAAUAACCAACCUUGCUCACUCCACUGCUCGUCCCACUCCAAUUCCUGCUCCAGUACCCACUCCUGUGCAACCUCCGUCCACCUCCAUUCAAACCAAGGUCUGA
This is a messenger RNA of Cantharellus anzutake, 360 nucleotides long. RefSeq lists its product as uncharacterized. Bases 1 to 360 code for a protein of 119 amino acids. Lineage: Eukaryota; Fungi; Basidiomycota; Agaricomycetes; Cantharellales; Hydnaceae. The record is from RefSeq and is a predicted model, not a curated record. The transcript is spliced from 2 exons.